Molecule: messenger RNA, 676 nt
Organism: Raphanus sativus (radish)
Lineage: Eukaryota; Viridiplantae; Streptophyta; Magnoliopsida; Brassicales; Brassicaceae
Product: monothiol glutaredoxin-S13
Exons: 1
Coding region: 75-536 (153 amino acids)
Source: RefSeq, a predicted model, not a curated record
CUCUCUCUCUCUCUCUCUCUCUCUCUCUCUCUCUCUCUCUCUCUCUCUCUCUCUCUCUCUCUCAUACAUCAAUAAUGCAGAAAGCAAAAAGACCAUACGAAUCAUCGUGGACGAAGACCAUACCGGGCAAUAGCAUCUUCCGUUCAAAGACUGAAGAUAAAACAUCAUCAUCUUCAUUAUCAUGGUUAACAUCGUCAUCACCACCACAAAAUCCAUCAUCUCUAAGCACUAAGAUAUCAAGCAACGUAUUAGUAAUGGAGAAUGCCGUGGUGGUGUUUGCAAGAAGAGGUUGCUGUAUGGGACACGUGAUGAGACAAUUGUUACUGACACAUGGCGUGAACCCAUUGGUCGUUGAGAUUGAUGAAGACGACAAUAUCAUCAUAAGUGAAUCGGGCAGAGCCGUGAUCAAUAAAGAGAAAUUACCAGUGGUGUGCAUAGGAGGAAAGUUGUUUGGAGGAUUGGAAGAUCUGAUGGCUGCUCAUAUUAAUGGUGAUCUAGUGCCUAAUCUCAGACAAGCUGGAGCGUUAUGGCUUUGAUUGAUGUCUUGUUGUUAAUCAUCAUAAUCUUUUAUUUAAUUGUCCUUUUCACCCCUUGUUGCAUUAUUUGUUGAUAUAUUUGGCAAUGUUUCAACCUAUGUGAAUUUGUAACUGAUUGUUAUGUGAUUAGUUUGAUGAUC